Messenger RNA from Fimicolochytrium jonesii, 2067 nucleotides. Its product is annotated as UTP--glucose-1-phosphate uridylyltransferase-domain-containing protein. Gene Ontology annotation, cellular component: cytoplasm. The coding region runs from base 175 to 1779 and encodes 534 amino acids. Gene Ontology annotation, molecular function: UTP:glucose-1-phosphate uridylyltransferase activity. The transcript has 12 exons. NCBI's taxonomy places the organism in Eukaryota, Fungi, Chytridiomycota, Chytridiomycetes, Spizellomycetales, Powellomycetaceae. Gene Ontology annotation, biological process: glycogen metabolic process; UDP-alpha-D-glucose metabolic process. The record is from RefSeq and is a predicted model, not a curated record.
CAACUCUCGAGAUCAAUCCUCGGAAACAGUAUCAGCCUCCCCAUCGUCCACCGGAACUCGCUCCAACUCGCCAUCGUCCAAUCUUGGCUCAUCCUGAAGCGUAUAGUAGCUCAAGUCUUUCCAGUUUGCCCACAUACCCACACGAUCGCACACAUACUGCAUCAUACGCCCACCAUGAGCGCUCCCAAACUGAACAUCCCCGUCGCGUCCGCCCCCAUCUCCACGGGCAAGAACCCUCUUUCGGCUGCGGAGGAGCCUUCUAGCCCAACGGAUUUGCGAGCCAGGGCGGCCAUUGAGCAUAACCGCGCUCUGUCUUUGAUGGGAUUCCAAGAAACAUCUUCCAACAUCGCGGCAGCUAGCAUGCGAAACGAGCUGAACCGGAUCGUUGAUAUGGUCCCAGAAGGUCCCCAGCGCUCGGCAUUUGCGCUCGAAAUGGAUGGCUUCUACUCGCUAUUCACUCGGUACCUUGCGCAAAAGACCAAGUCGCAGACUCUCAACUGGAACGAUGUCAAGUCGCCCGCACCCCACAUGAUCAAAAGCUACAAAGAGCUGGAAGCGGCUGCGUCGUCGCAGAAAUCUGAUAUUCUCGGAAAGUUGGCCGUUUUGAAGUUGAACGGAGGUCUUGGAACCACCAUGGGAUGCGUUGGUCCCAAAAGUGCUAUCGAAGUGAGGGAUGGCAUGACCUUCCUUGAUUUGACCGUUCGCCAAAUUGAGUACCUGAACAGCCAAAACAAUGUCGACGUGCCAUUGAUCCUCAUGAACUCCUUCAACACUGAUGAAGACACACACCGUAUCAUCCAAAAGUACAAGGGUCACAAAAUCAACAUCCUCACUUUCAACCAGAGCCGAUUCCCUCGUAUUUCGAAGGACUCUCUGCUGCCCAUGCCCAAGACGCCGGAAGGAAAGUCUGGGGACUGGUACCCCCCAGGACACGGAGAUCUCUUCGAAGCUCUGGCGAACUCCGGUCUCCUCGAUCAACUGCUUGCGCAAGGAAAGGAAUACCUGUUCGUGUCGAACGUUGAUAAUUUGGGAGCUACCGUUGACACCACCAUUUUGAAGCACUUCGUUGACUCGAAGGCUGCGUUCAUCAUGGAAGUAACCGACAAGACCAAGGCUGAUGUGAAGGGAGGAACCAUCAUUGAUUACGACGGAUCAGUCCGACUCCUGGAAAUCGCUCAAGUGCCAUCAGCGUACGUUGAUGACUUCAAGUCUAUCAAGAAGUUCCAGAUCUUCAACACCAACAACCUGUGGAUUUCUUUGAAAGCGAUAAGGAAACUCGUUGACGCGGAUGCUCUGAACAUGGAGAUCAUCGUAAACAACAAGACGGACGCGAACGGCGAGAAAGUGAUCCAAUUGGAGACUGCUGUCGGAGCUGCGAUCAAGCACUUCGAUGGCGCACACGGAGUGAAUGUUCCCCGUAGCCGUUUCUUGCCUGUCAAAAGCACUUCGGAUCUUCUCCUUGUGAUGUCCGACCUGUACAAGUUGGAGCACGGAGAACUACGCAUCAACCCGGCUCGGAUGUUCAACACAGUCCCACUUAUCAAACUCGGCGACCACUUCAAGAAGGUUCAACACUUCUCGCAACGCUUCCAAACAAUACCGCACAUUCUUGGUCUUGACCACUUGACUGUGACGGGCGAUGUCACGUUCGGACACGACGUCGUGCUGGAAGGCACCGUCAUCAUUGUGGCAAACCAAGGAUCUCGCAUCGACGUUCCGUCAGGUUCCAUCUUGAACGAUAAGGUCGUAUCCGGCAACCUCAGGAUCCUUGAUCACUAGUUGAGUCAAAGCUGUCAGUUUUCAUUCUAUUCUGCCAUUGCUUGGAAUUAGCUCGCUUGGGAGAUUGGCGCUGGACCUUGGGACCUCGUGAUUGUAGUUUUGUAUGCUAGGAAUGUCUUUUGGACGUAGGAUUUGGCCUCGUUCUCUGAGUAGCUUCUCGCAUUUGUCGUCCAAAAACAUCUAGCCUAAGCUUUUAUGGACCCCAUGUUUCUACGAAGAAAAACAUAUAGUCAGAGGGGGUCCACAUGACAAACACAACCACAAUACCCAAGUCCAGAUCCAGGUCCA